CAUUGUUGUGCGGGAAAACAAGCUUGAUGCGCGAUUUCUGUCUGUUGAGUCUCAAGUCAGCCCUUGAAGGCAUCGUCGGUAAUCAUACCAGGAGAGAAGAGAAGCCUUUUUGUUGACCCAUUGGGGGAAAGAAAAACAAGCAUCAAACGCUGCCUGGACAUUACAAGCUGCACCCUGUACAGGUCACCCCAGUGGAUCACCUGCUUCUAUCUCUCACAAUCCAAAGCAUCCUCUUCUGUCACACCAAACCUCUGCAUGUCACCCUUCACUACAUCCAUGGACAUUCUCUGUGAUCUUCCUUCCUCUUCAUCAUCCUUUGCCCACUUUAUAUACUUUAUAUAGAAGGUUUUCCUAGUGUCUCAUAACACUUACUUUUCACUCUUGCUGAUAUCCUUCUGUCAUAAAUUGUUUCACUUGUUUCCACCCACUCUGCCCAGCCUACACUCUCUUCUUUACCUCUGGUGUGCAUUCUCUAAUGCAUUGGCUGUUUUACCCCAGGUUAAAGUCAUCUACCAUUACUAACUCAGUGCCUUGCAUCUUCUCUGUUACACCUGCCUCCCCCAAUGGAUACACAUGAAUUGUGUCUUGCUGCUACUGAAUUUCAUUCCUCCUCUCUAGAACAUGUCCCCUCCUCUCCAGGCUCACUUGUAACAGUUUAACUUUCACUAAAGAUCACAAAGUCAUCUGCAGCCAUCACUCGAUGGAGACCGCUGCCUGGCCUCAUCUUUUAACUUGUCCAUCACAAUGGUCCUUCAUGAGACAUAGAGGACUUAAUCCGUCCAGAUGGGCAUGUGACACACUGCCCCACCCCAAACAACUGGACGCAGUUUCAUGUGGGGCCUAUGUAUUGAAGUUCGCUGAGUGCAUCUUGGCUGAUGUUCCAGUAGAGUUUGAUAACUCAGCCUCAGGUGUCACUGCCAUAAGACACCAUAUCGCAAUCAGUCUUCUUGAAAAUACAGAUGACCUGACUGACCUCUGCCACUAUUGUGGCAACCGAGAUGGUGACAAUCACUGGAUCGGCUGUGAUGCUCGCCCACGGUGGUACCACAAAAGUUGCGUGAAGAAGCCCCGCAUGAGCAAACACAAAAAGUUUUUUUGCAAAGCAUGCCAGUAAACGGUUCAGGGUUUCUGGGUUUAAAAUAUUGUUCGAGUGUCCUCAGUGUCCCUGUUUUAGAUUUGUUAGUUUAUGUUAUGGUCCUGGGCCAUUUGCCCAGUGUUUUGUUCUUUUAGGUUCUGUUUUCAUUUGAGAGAUUCUUGUGUUGUUUCACAGUUUUCAUGGGGUUUUGAUUCUUACUUCAUUAUAGGUUUUAGGCCCUAUUAUUAGUAAUAGUUAUUUAAAUUGAAUAUAUGUUCUGUGUUGUCUUCUUUGCAUCUUGUACUCUAGUGUCUGUCUUGUUCCUCUGUGUCUAAGCUCCUUGCCUCUUGUGUUUUUGUAUCCAGUUUUAUUCCCAGUGUUGUGUCACAUCUGCGUCUGUCUUUGUAUUGAGUUUAUUCCCGUUUUACUUGGCUACUCUGUCCUGUCUGCCUUCUAUUUAGGAAAGUUCAUGGUCCUAUCUUGUUUAAUUAUUCCCAGCAAUGACUCCACCUGUUCCCGAUCCUCUUGUUAUCCUGUGUCUGUAUUUCAGUCCUCAGUCUGUGUCAGUUCUUUGUCGUGUUGUCAGCUGUUACCCACUCUGCUCCUUAGUUUAUGUUGAGUGCUGGCACCCAUCCAGCCCCAGUUUAUUGGUGUUCAGUAUUGCUUGUUGUUCCCUAAAUAAACAUUGCUAAGUUCA
Molecule: messenger RNA, 1772 nt
Organism: Archocentrus centrarchus (flier cichlid)
Lineage: Eukaryota; Metazoa; Chordata; Actinopteri; Cichliformes; Cichlidae
Product: PHD finger protein ALFIN-LIKE 1-like
Exons: 7
Coding region: 701-1114 (137 amino acids)
Biological process (GO): proteolysis
Molecular function (GO): cysteine-type peptidase activity
Source: RefSeq, a predicted model, not a curated record